Oncorhynchus mykiss (rainbow trout) is the source of this 3009-nucleotide messenger RNA. Its product is annotated as endothelial cell-selective adhesion molecule. Gene Ontology annotation, cellular component: plasma membrane; adherens junction. Gene Ontology annotation, biological process: homophilic cell-cell adhesion. The record is from RefSeq and is a predicted model, not a curated record. Lineage: Eukaryota; Metazoa; Chordata; Actinopteri; Salmoniformes; Salmonidae. Gene Ontology annotation, molecular function: cell-cell adhesion mediator activity.
AGAACUGCUGCACCGGUAGUGCGCUGCGAGGAAUUCCGAGAGGGUGUUGCUAAUGAGCACAGGUGGCGCACGUUGAGGUGGCAGUGCAGAGCUUUCUCAUGAUGACAACCAUUUUAUCCAAAUAUUCAAUGUCCCAAAGCGUAAAAGGGAAAGUUGACGAAUACAUUUUUGUAGGCUUGGGCACUUGCCGAAGUCGUUCACUGGAACAAUUCCUCGCGCCCGAUGCUGAACGCCAAACGCGAGUCUGUCACGUCAACUGCCGCUGAGGUCACAUUGCCUACUGUAAACGCGCUACCCCUUGUCUUUUCUCUGGCGGAAGGAAGCAAAUUGAAAGACUUCACAUUACCCAAAGUGAAAUUGCGCACUGAUAACGGGAAGACCGUAUACGUUACUACUGGAAACAGAGAUUGUGGGGUGACCGAAGGCGCAUACUGAACUAUGGAGAUGUAUACUUUGCGGAAAUUUGGCACCUUGCUGUCACUUGCAUUUCUCUUGUAUUUUCCAGGUGUGCUGGCCCAGAUCCAGAUGCCCCAGAGUAUCAUGAAGGUGAUUGAAGGUCAGAAGGUGGUGCUGCAGGCCUGGUACAGCACCAGCUACAGCAUCGGCAAGAACACCGUCCUCUGGAACUUUGUAGCCAAUAACUCUCAACUGAUAAUCUCCUACACCCUAGACUCAAUUAGUUUAGGCAGCCCGCAGUUUGAGGAGCGAGUGGGCUUCACAGCCACCAUGCCCUCUGCCAACCUGUCUCUGUACAUCAACAACACGAAGGAGUCAGACUCGGGACGCUACUUCUGCCAGGUCAUCAUCCCCGGGGCCCAGGGCUUGACCGGGGAACUUAUCCUCAACGUCAUUGUCCCUCCUGCUGUACCAGAGUGCGCUCUGUCGGGGAAGCCAGUUCUGAAAGGCAACGUCACGCUGAGCUGCAAGUCCAAGUCAGGCAAGCCCAUCCCCAUGUACAAGUGGCAGAAGACCAGCCCCACAUCUGAAGUCUUCUUCUCUCCCAUGCUCAAUGAGAAGACAGGCACCCUGAAGCUGAGCAACCUGAGCAGCAACAUGUCGGGGAAGUACGUGUGUUUGGCCAGCAACACGGCCGGCACAAAGAGAUGCUACAUCAACCUGGAGGUCAUCACCUCGACCAACGCAGGGAGGAUUGCUGGGGCCACGGUGGGCUCGGUGCUGGGCGUAAUCUUCCUCAUCCUCUUCCUCGUUGGUCUCCUGAGGAGAAGGAGAGACUCUGAGGAGGACCUGGCCAAUGACAUCAAGGAGGACGCUCAGGCGCCCAAGCGCGUCUCGUGGGCCAAGAGCGGCGGCUCUGGCUCGGACGUGGUCUCCAAAAAUGGCACACUCUCCUCCAUCACUACCGCCAACAGGCCCCACCAGAGGGAGCCCUCUUCCCAGCUAUAUCCCCACCGCCCUCCCUCUGACACCACCUCCAUCAUCAUUGCCACAGGCAGCGUCUCUGGCUACCUCCUCGGGCCGCGCGAUGGAGCCUCCACACCCACCCAUGGCCACGCCCUGCCGGGCUACAACACUGAUACAACCCUGACCCACGGACAACUGUCUAAUUCUGCAGCACCCAGUGCCAACGUUAGUCCCAGAACCCAGCACCCACAGAGCUAUACCCAGCCCCAGACAGCACGUCCAGCCCCGCGCCCGCCACCUCUGCCCACUGUCGUGACCGCGUCCAACAUUUCCCGCAUGGGAGGGGUUCCCAUCAUGGUGCCAGCUCAGAACCAGGCCGGCUCGCUGGUGUAGUGCCAGUCUGUCGUGGUGCAGUGUCCCUUUACCCUUCAACUGUACUUACUCACAUAGAUUUUCAAAAGGAAAAGAUUAAAAUGCCACAAAGAUAUAGCUAACUCGAGGAUUAAAGCUUGAAUUGGCCAUCGAAGAUGGAGCGUUUGACCUGCUCAAAAUGCAGUGAGAUCAUUGGUAAGACCUUAAGAGAUGUUGCUACACAGGGCUAAUUUAUUUAAUGAAGUAUACAGAAGUACAUUGUAUUAAAAUGUUUUUUAUUCUCCAUAUGUAUACAAAAUAUGUACAGAUCUGGAUUUCAUACAUUUGGGAAGUAUUUCGUAUUUUUUCUAUUGCACAUUCAAUCAGUGUAUUUUUUUUACAAAGUUUUCCAAUGCAACUAUUUAAGUCAUCAGUCUUUCUCUGACAAGAUUGUAUUCACUCUAUCACGUCCUAUCAAGGCCAUUGUAUGAUGUCACUUUCAAAACGGGGACUUGACAAGAUGUCAUGGCACACUGGUGCUAGAUCCCCUGAUUUUACUUCUUUGUGCAUUCCUGCAGAUGGAUAUGACAAUUUAGAUUAUGAAGGACCAAGUUAGUUAAAAUAGAUUGAAGAACAGCAUAUUAUUCAUUUUAUUCUAACUUCUCAAAUGAGUGUAAACAAAUAUGGUGGACUACUGCUGAAUACCUGCGUAGCAUCAUGCAGUUAAGAGAAGAAACUGACUGAGCAUACUAGGUUGAACAUUUGCUAAUAGAUUUUCUAAAUGCAAAGUACACUUUUUGCAUUUUCAUGUAUCUUGUUUCAAACUUCAUGACAAUUCUCUUUAGACACAGCUCUUAAAACGUAUGUCUUUUACCACAUAGGAAUAGCUUUUCAUAUUAUGUAAAAUACAAUUUGACACAUUUUGUCAAUUAAGAUUGAGACAAUUAAGACUAAGAUUAUGGUUACACCAUCGAGCUGUAAUGAUUUUGGGUCGCUCUCUGCAAGGAAAUUGUAAAUAUGCUUUCAAUUGUAUUUGAGGCUGUUCAUUAACACUUGUGACUGACUGGAUACAAAAGCAGUUUCUACUUGUCAACAUCCCAAGCCGACAAGUUAAUUGAUGGAUAUAGACCCAAAUGUCAUCAUAUCAAAUGAGUAAGAUGAGGCACUUGUUUGAAAUGGAGGAGGAGGUGUGAUGGUGUGGGGGUGCUUUGCUGGCGACACCGUCUGUGAUUUUAUUUAGAAUUCAAGGCACACUUAACCAGCAUGGCUACCACAGCAUUCUGCAGCGGUACACCA